CCUCGAUCUGCUGUACGUUCAGAUCGAAGUCUACCCAGGCUCAAGUUCAAUUCAAGCUCUAUUCAAUUUCGUUUUUGGUUUAGCAAGGUGCGCAGGUCGAUUCUCCUGAAAAUGGCGGACAAAUAUGCCAAAGAGACGGCGGAGGAGUUUUCCUCCCGAAUUUUUGACAUGCUGAGCGGAGCAUUCACUGGGAUUUCGAUUGCAUUUGGGGUCAAGAGCGGUCUUUUUAAAGUCUUGGUCGAUCACCACGACACACCAAUGACUUCACAGGAAAUAGCUGAUGUAGCUGGCCUAAAGGAGAGGUAUGUUCGGGAGUGGUUGGGCGUGAUGACCACGGCCUUCAUCGUCGAUCUCGACCCUGUGACAGAGAAAUAUCAUCUACCACCUCAUCGUGUAGACAGCUUUCGGUCAGGAACUAUGGAAGGCCAGGCCGCUGAUUGCUGCAUUGGGAUACCUGUCGUCAGUGACGUCUUCCGCACGAUGCUUAAAGUCAUUAAAAAGGACGGACCACGAGGAAUGGAAUUUUCGAUGGCGCCAAACUACCAUGAAUUCAACGAUAGUUACGGCUUACCGUGGUUCAAUCACUGUUUCGUCCAGGACUUUAUUCCAUCCCAACCGGAGAUCAAGUCAAAAUUAGAGAGUGGAAUUCGGAUGCUUGACGUCGGCUGCGGUCACGGUGCUGCGAUCAAAAAGCUCGCCGAAAGUUUCCCAAACAGUCAUUUUGUAGGUCUUGAUGUUGAUCAAAAUACAGUUGAUUGGUCAAACAAAGAAGCUGAAUCAUCAGCACUAAAGAACCUGGAGUACGUCUGCAGCGACGCCACUGCGAUGCCUAAGGACUGGACCUCGUCGUUCGAUUACGUUUUCUUCUUUAAUCUCCUUCAUGAUACACCACGACCAGACCUGAUCAUUGACGAGGCCAAGAGAGUGAUGAAGAAGUCAGGAAUCAUAUCUGUGAUUGAGAUGGAUGGCAAAUCGAAGCAAUGCGAAAACCUUGAUAACCCUAGUGCUUCGUUCAACUACACCGACAGCUUAUUCUACUGUCUACCCAUGUCCUACAACAACCCUGAUUCCGUGGCCCUUGGUGCUAUGUGGGGCAAGGACCGCAUACGAGAGUUUCUGGAACGGAAAGGUCUCAAAAUCAAAGAUGAAAGCAUUCUUCCUAUGAUGCCGCAGGUUCACUUCCUGUCAGAAUUGAUGUAAAUCACACAACUGGAAUAUAGGCCCUACAGUGAACUGGUUUACAAAAUGGUUGACAGUCAUAAAAGCAAAUAAUUACUUUUGUUGAAAGCUACAUGCGGAAACUUUCAUUUAUUUUCAAGGCGAAUGGAUGUACAUAAAGUAGCUACAAUUAAAGCGCGUGUUUCAUUGGCUGAAAACCAAAUUGCUUAUAUGUACACAUUUUUUGCUGCGUUUGAUCGCAGCUCUUUCUGCUCCGGGCCCGAGGAGUUAGACUUUGUUCCAUUCAAGGAGACCAAUGGAUGAUUAUGUGCUAAAUACAUGUAUUACAAUGGGAGAAAGGGGACAUUUUCUUUUUAAGUGACACCCAAGAAUGUAGAGGGCGUCAACACUUUGCAGUUAGAGUAAUCAAUAAAACAUUAGUUUCGUCGGUGACUGGACGAACGACAUAUUUACGAUUUUCAUCAGUUCCGAAACGUAGGACGAAACUGUUGGUCCAAUUCACGGACCAUCGACAAAUACUUCAUAUGAUUUACUUGUCUUUGCAUUUUUAAUUCAUUUGCUGCGUUGUAGGAUUCAUUCCUCGUCGUUAAGCGAAAACUCGCUAAUGAAAGGUGAAACUGACCAGAGGCGUUGCACUUGUUAAUCUUGUUAAUAUGUUAAUUUGAAACAAUUAUGUUGAUUUAUUUUUUGAAUUUAGAAUUGUGCAUAUGUCAUGUACACUAUUGUGUAAAAAAAAACCCAGUCCCAUACGCUAACUAGCCGAAAGAGUAUACAUGUACGCUACUCAAAAAAUUAAUCAAGUGCAAGUCCUUAAUACCCGCACUCAAGUUUAAUUCAGUUUAUUUUUGUCAUAAAGUGUAUGUACAAAGUAACAUGAAACAAUCAAGAUGUAAUGUGAUGAGGAAAUUUGUGACUAAAAUGAAAGUUUUAAAAACUUGUCAAACAUAGUCCACUAAAAUAUAGAACUCAAUUGGUUUAAGCUCAAGUUGCGUUGCAUUUUUUCUAGGAGAAUUUGAUCUCAACUCUUUCUGCAACUUGAGCCACAUUUUAUAUCUUUUGUAAGAGGCAUAUUUUCUGCUUUAAGUAUUUUCAAAGUGAUAUUUUCAUUGGAAGAACAGAUUUUAAAAUGGGGUUUUAUUACUUGUACCUUUCAGAUUUAUAUGUUAUAUAGCUAUUCUUCACGUCGAUGAGGUAUCGGAUAUUGUUUUUUUUUUAAAUUUUAUUGUAUCU
Molecule: messenger RNA, 2409 nt
Organism: Lytechinus variegatus (green sea urchin)
Lineage: Eukaryota; Metazoa; Echinodermata; Echinoidea; Temnopleuroida; Toxopneustidae
Exons: 4
Coding region: 112-1200 (362 amino acids)
Source: RefSeq, a predicted model, not a curated record